This is a messenger RNA of Paramecium tetraurelia, 485 nucleotides long. RefSeq lists its product as uncharacterized. NCBI's taxonomy places the organism in Eukaryota, Ciliophora, Oligohymenophorea, Peniculida, Parameciidae. The record is from RefSeq and is a predicted model, not a curated record. The transcript has 3 exons.
AUGAGGAGUAUUCAUUAAUAUAAUUAAGGUUUGUAUAAAAUUUGGAAGAUUAUGAAAAAAGUAUAUACAGUACCAACCCCAAGAGAAUAGAAACCAAAGGGAUAAUAGAAGAGUUAAAAUGAUGUGAUAAAGUAAACGUAAUUUGCCUAUAUUCCUGAUUAACCCACUUAAAAAGAAUAAUCAUCUAAGAUGGCUCGACCAUAUUUAAUGUUCAAGCCUAAGUUAGUUGAGGAGAUAGACGAGAACAACAUGAAAAAGAUGAAACUUUCAUUUCACAAUUCAAUAACUGACUUAUAAACUUUUGAGGAAUUAGCAAAAGAAUCACAGCAAAGAGAAUCAACUCCGAAUUUAAAUCUAACUCCCUAAGAAAAGACUAAGACAUUUGUCAGAAAGUCUAUGAGACACUUAACUCAGCUUUGAAAUAAAUAAAUUUCGUGAUAAAUUAUAUAUGUAUGACUUAUUUAAGUCUUUUAAUAUUGAAUUUU